UUGAAUGAAUCAGUGCCGCUCUGGGUUCACUUGGCUGUGUCUGCUCGGUGACUGGAGAGGAGAAGGAGAGGAGAAAGAGCAGCGCAGUAGCGGGCAAACCACCAGCCCCGAAACGCAGAAAUAAAGGCGAGCUUAGCUUGUAAACGCAAGAAAACGUAUUUUGGUUUACGACAUGAUAGUUUGCAUAGAAGAGCAUACCGUUCCGAGGAUUUAGGCAAUAAGGCCGGGCUGUUUUGGAUACUAUUUGAAACGACUAGAAACUCAGAAGGAAAGAAAACAACACUGGAAAAGACGGGGAUUACACACAACAGUGACAAUAAAACAACACUCUCCGAUAAAUGGUCAGCCUGGAGUCAAGGGUGAAGUCCGAACAAACUAAGAGAAGAUAUUCGUUAAUUGAUAUUGUAAACAUUAUUCAUGUCUGUUUCGAAAUAUCGAUUCUGGGUGAACUUUAAACUCAGGAAACAAUGAAGACAUUGCAAGCAAGAACUCCUCAAGUGUCUCGAAGCUGCUAGCCGUCCCGCUAGCGUUAGCGUGGCUCUCUUGCAUCCUACGAAUGCGAGGUAAAGCUAACACCCGCUAGUGCAGCCAAAUAAGCUAAGUUAGCUUAUUGGCUAAUGUUAGCUGGCUAGUUAAACGCGUUUUUGUGAAACUUUGGUUGUUGUUUUCUCGGAGCACAAACACUGAAGGAGUAUUGUAAUAACAGAGGGGAAGGGCAAGUUCCCUUCUGGACUUUUCCCCUCUACGCGUUUUCGUAAUAUGAUGGCUGCGGAGGUCAGCAGUGAGGAUACGGGCUCGGUCACGACAGGGACAGGGGUGGCAGGCGGAGGAGGCCCAGACACGGCCCCUUUCCCCCACUAUCCCAGGUCGAGCAGAGUGCGAACCGCAGAUUUUGGACACACACCAGCGGUCCGCCAACAUUCAAACACUUCACCGGACUCACUUCCCGACAUGAGUAUGAGUAUGAUCUAUCCCAUGCCUAGUGGGGAUAUGACCGGACCAGUGCUGUCUGCAACAGGGAGUGGCGGAGCAGGAGGUGGACAUUCAGUUUUCCAAGGAACAAGCUCAGGGACAGUGGGCGGCAUGUGCUGCUCUCCUACUUCGGAGGAUCCAGUUAGUCGGAUUUCACCCACACCAACCGGCCCGGAUGGGCCCACUGGUUUCCCCCCACUGCCACCUCCUCCUCCUCCAAGCUGUGUGGGGAUCGGCGGCACUAUGGACGAAAGCGAUAUGCAGGAUGGACCGGAAUACGAGGAAGAAGAGGUGGUGUUCCCCCUCUCUGCACCUCCCACGAACCAGUGGUACCAUGGCAAGCUAGACCGAACCAUCGCCGAGGAGCGGCUGCGACAGGCCCGGACCCCUGGCAGCUACCUCAUCAGGGAGAGUGAUCGCCGGCCUGGUUCUUUUGUCCUGUCUUUUCUUAGCAUGACCAACGUAGUCAACCACUUCAGGAUAAUCGCCAUGUGUGGAGACUAUUACAUUGGUGGGCGACGCUUCUCUUCUCUAUCAGACCUGAUUGGUUACUACAGCUAUGUCUCUUGCCUGCUAAAAGGAGAGAAACUGCUAUCACCAGUGGCACCCCCUGAGCCUGUAGAGGACAGGAGGAGAGUCAGGGCCAUACUCCCAUACACCAAAGUGCCAGAUACUGAUGAGAUCAGCUUCCUAAAGGGGGACAUGUUUAUUGUUCACAAUGAACUGGAUGAUGGCUGGAUGUGGGUGACCAAUGUUCGCACAGAGGAGCAGGGCCUCAUUGUGGAGGAUCUGGUGGAGGAGGUGGGGCGGGAGGAGGAUCCACAUGAGGGAAAAGUCUGGUAUCAUGGAAAGAUCACCAAGCAAGAGGCCUACAACUUGCUGAUGACAGUUGGCCAGGUGUGCAGCUUUCUAGUCCGGCCAUCAGACAACACACCUGGGGACUACUCCCUCUUUUUUCGCACCAAUGAAAACAUCCAAAGGUUUAAGAUCUCCCCCACCUCCAACAAUCAAUACAUGAUGGGAGGGAGGUACUACAACAGUGUUGAUGACAUCAUCGACCAUUACAAGAAAGAACAGAUUGUUGAGGGCUACAACCUGAAAGAACCAGUUUCAGUACAGCACCAGGAACAAGUACUUACCGACACAGUGGAUGGAAAAGAAAUUUAUAACACUAUCAGACGGAAAAAAAAAGAGGCUUUCUACAAAAACAUUGUGAAGAAAGGCUACCUCCUGUUCAACAAAGGAAAAGGCAAACGGUGGAAGAACCUUUAUUUCAUUCUGGAGGGUAACGACGCCCAGCUCAUCUACUUUGAGAGUGAGAAGAGAGCCACCAAACCCAAAGGGCUAAUUGACCUAAGUGUGUGCUCUGUGUAUGGUGUGCAUGACAGUCUGUUUGGCAGGCCAAAUUGUUUCCAGAUUGUUGUCCAGCACUUUAGUGAGGAACAGUACAUAUUCUACUUUGCGGGAGAGGUUCCAGAGCAUGCACAGGAUUGGAUGAAAUGCCUUCAAACAUUCUGCAGUAACCUAAGGAAAACCACUCAGCCCACCUCUAACAAGAGGCUUAGACAGGUGAGCAGUCUGGUGCUGUAUGUGGAGGAGGCCCACAAGCUGCCGGUGAAGUAUUUCACCAGUCCCUACUGUAACAUCUACCUGAACAGUGUCCAGGUGGCUAAGACGCACCCUAGGGAGGGCCAGAACCCCGUCUUCACUGAAGAGUUCAUCUUUGAUGACUUGUCAAGUGAAAUCAACAGAUUUGAAAUCAGCCUCAGCAACAAAACAAAAAAGAGCAAAGAAAGUGACAUCUUGUUCAUGCGUUGCCAGCUGAACCGUCUGCAGAAAGGCCAGAUGAUUGAUGAGUGGUUCCCUCUCAGCUCCCAUGUGCCUCUGAAGGGCAUCGAGCCGGGCUCAUUACGCGUACGUGCCCGCUACUCCAUGGAGAAGAUCAUGCCCGAAGAGGAAUAUAGCGAGUUCAAAGAGAUGAUCUUACAGAAAGAGUUCCAUGUCAUCUACGCUCUGGCCCAUGUGUGUGGUCAGGACCGCACCUUACUGGCAAGCCUCCUUCUGCGGAUCUUCAGACAUGAGAAGGCUGAAGCCCCCCUACUCAGGACACUCAAUGACAGAGAGAUUAAUAUGGAAGAUGAGGCCACAACAUUGUUCAGAGCAACCACACUGGCCAGCACACUGAUGGAGCAGUACAUGAAAGCCACAGCCACACCAUUCGUCCACCACGCUCUCAAAGACACAAUCCUCAAGAUCAUGGAGAGCAAACAGUCAUGUGAGUUGAACCCUUCCAAACUGGAAAAGAAUGAGGAUGUGAACCUGAAUCUGGCCCAUCUUCUCAACAUUCUGUCUGAGCUUGUGGAGAAGAUCUUCAUGGCUGCUGAGAUCUUACCACCGACAUUAAGGUUCAUCUAUGGCUGUCUCCAAAAGUCUGUGCAGCAGAAAUGGCCCACUAACACCACCAUGCGGACGAGAGUUGUAAGUGGCUUUGUCUUUCUAAGACUGAUCUGCCCUGCCAUCCUCAACCCCAGGAUGUUCAACAUCAUUGCUGACCCUCCAUCUUCAACAGCAGGCAGGACCCUCACACUGGUGGCCAAGUCUGUCCAGAACCUGGCUAACCUGGUCGAAUUUGGUGCUAAAGAACCCUACAUGGAGGGUGUGAACCCUUUCAUCAAAAACAACAAACAAAGGAUGAUCAUGUUUCUGGAUGAGUUAGGGAAUGUCCCUGACCUGCCUGAAGCCACAGAGCACUUUAGGACAGACCUGUCCCGGGACCUGGCCGCACUGCAUGAGAUCUGUGCCACGCACUCAGAUGAGCUCCGCACACUGAGCAACGAGAGGGGAGCACAGCAGCAUGUGUUGAAAAAGCUGCUGGCCAUCACAGAGCUCCUCCAGCAGAAGCAGGCUCAGUAUGCCAUGUCCAACAGCAACAGGUAGUACCGCACUCCUCCUCUUCUCCCAUCUUCCCAUCCUUCCGUCAAGUCUCCUUCACCGGAGUGCAGCACAGAGGAGAUCUAGCAUGCUCUACCCUCAUCACCAUGGCAACUCCUCCACCACCACCCUCCAUCAUGUCCUCCUGUGAUAGUCCUGCCCAUCCCCAUCUUGUCCUGUUCACCACAGCAGAGCUAUGCAACAACAGCAGCUGAGUACAAAAACCAAUGCAGUACUUUAAAUAAAUAAAUAAAUAAAAAUUGCACCAGACAGCUGUAUGCACAGGAAAAAUCAUUUCCCCCCCAUAAACUGUGUUCAUGAUUCUGACUUGGGUAAAUUUCAGUCCCUUCAUCAUGAAGGCCAAAUAUUAAGAUAUUACAAAAAUUUAAAGUUUGUUUGUACCCACAGGUUGCCAAAGAGUGUUCUGUUUCCUUGCUCAUCAUGAGGAAACUGACAUGAAUGACCUAGUUCUCUCUGCCCCCUUUUCUGGUAACUGGAUUAUGAGCUGUAAUGCUUUUUUAUACUGUAAUUAGUGACCGAGUUAU
This is a messenger RNA of Monopterus albus (swamp eel), 4448 nucleotides long. RefSeq names its product ras GTPase-activating protein 1. Gene Ontology annotation, molecular function: protein binding. Lineage: Eukaryota; Metazoa; Chordata; Actinopteri; Synbranchiformes; Synbranchidae. Bases 760 to 3909 code for a protein of 1049 amino acids. The record is from RefSeq and is a predicted model, not a curated record. The transcript is spliced from 25 exons. Gene Ontology annotation, biological process: regulation of GTPase activity.